AUGAAGUCUGAUAUUGAGACCCCCGAGGCUCUCUGGUUCAUGCCAGUCAUCAAUUACAGUGCAAUUGCUUUGGUUCAGAUUGGGGUUGUAUGCGUGGGAUCAAUGAUCCACGACGAUGUUAAACUGUCCAGCCCCAAGUUGCAACAAUGCUUCCAUUCUCACUCAGCGGCCAUGUGUUGCUUCGCCUUCAUCAUGGCCCUGGCCGAGCUGUACGCUUCCAUCGUCGUCGCAUCCGUUAAUGGACCUUUUAUUAUCAUCCCCUACCUCUUCAUUGCCCAGCUCUUUGUCACGCUUCUUUACUUCUAUCUUCCCUUCGAGUACUAUGACAUGGAAGUUGAGGAAGAGCAACGCAUUGAGGACGAAGAGAAGAUGCUCUCUAUGAUGGAUGAUGAUGACUCAGUCAUUGACAGGUAUGAGUUGGACGAAUUGUCUGUUACCUCGACUCCCUCAAAUGUAGACAUCAAAGCUACUGGCUACGGGACCAUGGAGUUUUCACAGUUGUCUGGACCUGGAAACUUGUAUCCCGUCUAG
Molecule: messenger RNA, 531 nt
Organism: Fusarium pseudograminearum CS3096
Lineage: Eukaryota; Fungi; Ascomycota; Sordariomycetes; Hypocreales; Nectriaceae
Exons: 3
Coding region: 1-531 (176 amino acids)
Source: RefSeq, a predicted model, not a curated record